Molecule: messenger RNA, 1164 nt
Organism: Ectocarpus siliculosus
Lineage: Eukaryota; Phaeophyceae; Ectocarpales; Ectocarpaceae
Source: the annotation of a GenBank genome assembly
AUGGCGAAAAAGAGCGGGAUCAGCAAGUUCCAGAGCAGCUGCUGCCAUGAGAGCGGAGGUUGCGGAACGGAUCGUGUGCUGCUCGGGUCGUGGUUCAGCGAUGAGAACCGAUCUGCAAGCUUUGGGCGUAAACGACGACGACAGGAGCCCUACGGCCGCCUGUGGCUUCCUUUGGCAUCCUCAGCAACACCAACUCCAACCCCAACGCCUGCUUCAAUCGAAAACGACGGGACUGCAGCAAAGGGGGAUGGGGCUCCUGCAAACAGCAGCAACGAGGUGGCGAGUGAUGAAAGUCGUCCUGUGGGAAGCGGAGGGCGGGUGGCGGGUGACAUGUUUGAGUUCGGCACCAACAGGAGAACAGGUCGGCCUGCAUUGGGGCGCGAUGAGGCAUACAAGACGGCGAGAUCACCGAAAGACGAAAGCAGCGGCAGAAGCAGAAGGAGGAGCAGCGCCCCGGGGAGGCUCCGACUGAAGUGGGGUGUGGAUCUCGAUAUUCCGGUGCCGGUCGCGCUGGAAGCGCUCGUGAAGGGACCAUGGGACCCUCAGGGAGACAUGUGGAAGAGACAACUCGACAUGGCCGCGCAGGUGAUCUCGCGAAGCGGCGGGGUCGUCUUCAUGGAGCAGCUCGCACCAAUUUUAAACCCUCGGGAAGGCCCGCCAGAAUGGUACCGAGUUUGUGCCGAUGCCGGUGGUGGUUUCUACGAGAAAGGUGACAAGAGCGACAUCAGCGUCGACGCAGUUGGGGGUGAGGCGCUCGUUCUGCGGGUGUUGCUCGAUCUCAAUGGCAGCCCGGAGGUGACCAGUGACGGAGACAUCCUGUAUGUUUUUCCUGGUUUCGCUCGAGGGAAGAGGGGCCGCGAGGGGAGCAUCGAGGCAGACUACCACAGUGAAGAAAGCGAAACGGGCUCCACAGCCGCCCCCGAGGUCCUCCAGUUCGAGGAAGUUCCGAGGUUGCUGGAGGCGCUGCCCAAGAUUAUACCGGAUCAGGGUCCGAAGGUUGUCAAAGAACUUUUUCAGCGGACAGCAUUGUCAGGACUUGCGCUGUUCCUCUCCAUGUGCUUGGUUCUGGGCCAACUCAUUUUCAAUUCGUGGCCAAUCUGGCUCGCAACCGGUGAGCUAGCAGGCGUCGCGCUUGUUGUGGCUUCAUUCGAAAAUCAGCGUUGA